Messenger RNA from Suillus subalutaceus, 1290 nucleotides. RefSeq lists its product as uncharacterized. Gene Ontology annotation, molecular function: mRNA binding. The transcript has 4 exons. Bases 1 to 1290 code for a protein of 429 amino acids. NCBI's taxonomy places the organism in Eukaryota, Fungi, Basidiomycota, Agaricomycetes, Boletales, Suillaceae. Gene Ontology annotation, cellular component: cytoplasmic stress granule. The record is from RefSeq and is a predicted model, not a curated record. Gene Ontology annotation, biological process: regulation of mRNA stability; nuclear-transcribed mRNA catabolic process, nonsense-mediated decay; cytoplasmic stress granule assembly.
AUGAAUCCAAUGGGUGGUAUGGGUGGCCAUGCGGAGGCACCACGGAGGGCCCAUCUUUACGUUGGGAACCUUAGUCCAAGAGUCACCGAGUACAUGCUCACAGAGAUCUUUGCCGUUGCCGGUGCAGUCCAACACGUCAAAAUCAUCCCUGACCGCAACUACCAGCAUGGUGGUCUCAACUACGGUUUCGUCGAGUACAUCGACAUGCGCGCAGCUGAAACUGCUCUCCAAACUCUUAAUGGACGCAAGAUCUUUGACACUGAGAUUCGCGUCAACUGGGCUUAUCAAGGCCAGCAAAACAAGGAGGACACUACCGGUCACUAUCACGUUUUCGUCGGUGACCUCAGUCCAGAAGUCAACGAUGAGGUCCUCGGCAAGGCUUUCAACGCGUUCUGCACAAUGUCUGACGCUCGCGUGAUGUGGGACAUGAAUUCGGGAAAAUCACGCGGUUAUGGGUUCCUCGCCUUCAGGGAUAAGACUGACGCAGAGCAGGCCAUCGCGACUAUGAAUGGCGAAUGGCUUGGCUCACGUGCUAUCCGCGUCAACUGGGCAAAUCAGAAGACUCAGGGAGGGCUGCCUGCUCCUCCACGCCCCGGAGGCAGCGUCGGUACCGCACCUGCCCCCAUCAACUUCCAGGGUGGGCCCCUCUCUUAUGAAUCCGUCGUCCAGCAGACUCCUUCGUAUAACUCCACCGUUUACGUUGGAAAUCUCGUCCCGUACUGCACCCAAGCAGAUCUCAUUCCACUGUUCCAGUCCAUUGGGUACCUCUCGGAGAUUCGCAUGCAGGCAGAUCGCGGAUUUGCGUUCGUGAAGCUCGAUACGCACGAGCAUGCUGCCAUGGCUAUCGUACAACUGCAAGGACAGAUGGUCCACGGCCGUCCCAUCAAGUGCAGUUGGGGCAAAGACCGGGCUGACGGGACUCCUGCGCAGCCCGGAGCGCCGCUUAGCCCGACGACUCCAGCGGCUCCCUAUGGAAACAUGCCCAUGUAUGGGAUACCUCAGCCUAAUACUUACGGCCAGUACGGGUUUGGUGGAUACGGUGGUUUCCCUAACCAAGGCGGUGCUGGUGGGUCGCCGACGCCUGGCAUGCCUCAGGCUAGUCCUGGUGCCGUCGGUUCUGGUCUUGGCAGUGCAGGAGCGGGUGGUGUGGAUCCUUCUGCUGUUGGUGCUGGUGCUGGUGCUGCCGGUGCUCAAUGGCCCACUGGAGAUGCUGCUGCUAGUUACUAUGCUAAUUACUGGGGUGGAUAUUACGGCCAGCAAGGCCAAGGCGCCGAAGGCCAGGGUGCUUAA